Triticum dicoccoides is the source of this 888-nucleotide messenger RNA. Its product is annotated as myb-related protein 2-like. The record is from RefSeq and is a predicted model, not a curated record. The transcript has 6 exons. Bases 1 to 888 code for a protein of 295 amino acids. Lineage: Eukaryota; Viridiplantae; Streptophyta; Magnoliopsida; Poales; Poaceae. Gene Ontology annotation, molecular function: DNA-binding transcription factor activity; DNA binding.
AUGAGGUGGACGGCCGAGCUCGAGAGCAGCUUCAUGGGAGCCGUCGAGCGCCUCGGCGGCCGAGACAGCGCCAAGGUGACUCCGAAGCGCAUUCUUGAGCUGAUGGAUGUCCCAGGGCUCACCAUAUCCCACGUCAAGAGCCACCUUCAGAUGUACAGAUGCACACCGCAUGGCAAUGGAAAGAAAGGUGACGGAGGUGCCAAAAAUCCCUCUGCCUUUCUUCCUGAGACGCAGCCACAACUUGGCCUCGAGAAUCAUCCGUUUGCCACCGACGAGCGAGGCUCCGAAGGACUCACAUUCCUACCCAUGAAAAGGGCCAAGGCAGGGACAGAGGUUGCAGCCUCAUGCAAGAGCAUGCAAGGGAACAGUGGUAUGAGGAUGGUGAUGAUUCCUGGCAACCGGUGCUGCAUUGAUGAUUACGUGCAACUGCAAGCAAGGUCGUUCAUGGACAGGAUGAGGACCGUAAACGAGGGCCUCCGACGGCACAGCGCUGCUGCUGCAAGCCUCCAGGAAUUACGACCUUGGGUGGAAGGCCCAAAGGCCUCUAAGUCUAAGGAAAGCAAGCCGGAAGCAGUCCGUCGUCUGAACCAUACGGCGAGGCAGUUAUCUUCCAUCGAGAGCUAUGAGCGUGGGUGCUUCCUAUUCAGCAGUGCAACGAGCGGAGAAUAUGAGCCGGCGGCUUACUUGGGGGCCAGCGGAUGCUCGCCGUCGCCAUGGUUCGCCGGGGAGCAGAGAGCCGUGAAAGAUGUCUCUUCCUGGCCCAGCCAGAGCAGCUGUGCGCUCUCGCCGUCUUCGAGGAGCUUCAGCGACUGCUCGGGGCCUCCGGGCUGCAGCUUUUCUGGGCAGGGGAUUAACCUGGAACUUUCCCUGUCGAUACCUGGAUUGUAG